Molecule: messenger RNA, 1347 nt
Organism: Pimephales promelas (fathead minnow)
Lineage: Eukaryota; Metazoa; Chordata; Actinopteri; Cypriniformes; Leuciscidae
Source: RefSeq, a predicted model, not a curated record
CCAUUUAUGAAGUUGAUGGAUGUUUUGAGCAGAAUAGGAAAUGAGGUCUUUUAUCUCUCUCGUUAUAGGUCUUUGACUGCCAUGUUUGUGACAAGGGUUACUUUUGGCCUGUUGGCCCUGCUGGUCUUCUCCGCCGAGGGGAAGCCUGUCAAGGACAAGUCUGCUGAGCUGUCUGUGUCUGAACUGCUGCACAGAGCCAACAGAGGCAUUGUUCCUGAACCUGAUGAGCCCAAGCUAAUGGAUGACAUUGCUGUGAAUGAGAAAAAUGCUGAUCCCUGCACCUCCUACGGCUGCCUCUGGCCCAAAUACAGCGACGGCAAGAUUUAUGUACCUUACGUCAUCGCCAACCACUACUCUUCCCAAGAGCUGCAGAUCAUCCAGCGUGGUCUGGACUCUUUCUCCUACAGCACUUGUAUCCGCUUCUUCCCCCGCAGCAAUGAGAGAGACUAUAUUAGCAUUGAGUCUCGCAGUGGAUGCUACUCAUACGUUGGUCGUCAGGGUUAUGCCCAGACUGUGUCUCUGGCCCGUUAUGGCUGCCUUUACCACAGCACUGUGCAACAUGAGCUGCUCCACGCUCUUGGCUUCAACCACGAACAGACCCGCAGUGACCGUGACAAUCACAUCCAAGUCGUCUGGGAGAACAUCAGUGAUGACAUGAAGUACAACUUCGACAAAAUCAACACCCUGAACCAAGGAACUCCCUACGACUACAGCUCUGUGAUGCAGUACGAGAGAUAUGCUUUCUCCAAGAAUGGCCUUCCCACCAUGAUUCCCAUUCCCGACAAUAAUGUUGCGCUGGGCACAUCUACUGAGAUGAGCCAGAAUGACAUCAUCAGAAUCAAUAGGCUCUACCAGUGCUGAGCAACAGUACUUGCCUUCAGCACCCAGAUCCACAGACCAAACAACAACAACAAAACUUCACUCAAGUAUCAUGGAUGGUGUUGACUUCUGCUCUUACUUCACCAAUAAAUUUUCAAGAGAAUAUCAAACCCACUUGAUUUCUUAGGACUCUGGCCUGACUGACUGUGUGACAAAAGGGAUAAUUCACACUAAUUGAAUAAUUAUAAAACAGUGUUAAUGUUCCAUUUUCUGAUGUCUUCUAUAGUUUGCUAUUUUAAAAAUGACAAUGUAAAGAAAACAACAUUAUAUUUUAUUUAAUUGACGUGGGAACAUUUUAGAGUUUCCAGAAGUUCAGUAGGCCAUACCAUAUUCCUAAAUUUGAAGCUGAUGGGUCAUAUUUGGCUAAAACUUUCAUGCUUACGUCCGUAAACGCCUUUCCAACCCUUUUACUGUCUGUGGAAUCACCCAUUGUCAAAAUAAAGAAACUUCAAUGCUGUUGCACUGAUU